CUCCUGACCAACGCAAUACCCUCUACCCUUGUGAGCCAAGGUCUUUGUCAGGAUCUAGCCUGCAUGGGAACUCACCGACAAUAUUGGCAUGCCAUGUCAUGCUCUUUCUACUACUGGUCUCCCUUAACUCUUCAGCGGACAUCAUCUGAGGCAUCUGGGCGGACCAUCUGACAGCCGGUCAACACCCUCGUCCUUCGACAAUCACUGUUGUGCUGUUUCUGACUGCUCUAUAUUCUUCCUUCUUUUCCGCCAACCUGGGUGCUGGCAUCUGUGGCCGGUCUACUGAUUAUUGCCCAACAUGGCGACGGCUACGGUCACCGAGUUCAUCACCCAAACUGUCAAUGCGACGAGUGCGACGAGUACCAGCACCAACAGAGCAACACCUCAAGGGGGUAUCUUUGAGCACGUCAAUCCGACGGUUUACGAUCCCAAAAACCCCAUUAUCCUGUUCAUCAUCCAGGCCGCUAUUGUUAUCAUCCUCACCCGGAUCAUUCACUUUCCGCUGGCUUACCUUCGCCAGCCCCGAGUCAUCGCGGAAGUCCUCACUGGAAUCAUAUUGGGUCCUUCAAUCAUGGGCAGAAUACCUGGCUUCACCCAGCACAUCUUUCCCACCUCUUCAAUGCCUGCAUUCUCCCUGGCAGCAAACUUGGGCUUGGUUCUGUUCCUGUUCCUCGUCGGACUGGAGGUCGACCUGCGCUUUCUUGCCAGCAACUGGCGAAUCGCCUUGGGCGUCGGAGCUGCCGGCAUGGCUCUUCCUUUUGGCCUCGGCUGUGGGAUUGCAUAUGGCUUGUACCACGAGUUUCGAGACGAUCCUAGCCUUGCUCGUAUCAGCUUUGGUGUCUAUAUGCUUUUCAUCGGUGUGGCUAUGGCAAUUACCGCCUUUCCCGUCCUUUGCCGUAUCUUGACCUCACUGAAAUUACUCAGCACUCCUGUUGGGGUUAUCGUCCUCUCGGCUGGUGUAGGCAACGACGUAGUCGGCUGGAUCCUCCUCGCUCUAUGCGUCGCUCUUGUCAAUUCUGGCGCUGGUCUCACCGCGCUCUGGAUCCUCUUGGUGGGGGUCGGCUAUUCUCUGUUCAUCGUCUUUGCCGUCAGACCGUGCUUCAUGUAUAUGCUGAGAAGGACUGGCAGUCUCGCUAAUGGCCCGACACAGACUGUGGUUGCGGUGACCGUCCUACUCGUCUUGGCUUCAUCGUUCUUCACCGGUAUCAUCGGCAUCCAUCCUAUCUUUGGCGCUUUCAUGAUCGGUCUCAUGGCUCCUCACGAAGGAGGCUUCGCGGUCAAAUUGACUGAAAAACUGGAAGAUCUCGUCAGUGUUCUCUUCCUACCUCUGUACUUCGCCCUAUCUGGACUAAGCACCAACUUGGGCCUUCUCAACACCGGGAUAACAUGGGCCUACGUCGUUGGAGUAUGUGCCGUCGCGUGGUUUGGAAAGAUCAUUGGCGGCACUCUGGCAUCGCGAUUAAGCGGGCUAGUCUGGCGGGAAUCAUUCACGAUCGGCUGUCUCAUGUCAUGCAAGGGCUUGGUAGAAUUGAUCGUGCUGAACAUUGGAUUGCAAGCGAAGAUCCUCAGUCAACGUACAUUCACCAUCUUCGUCGUCAUGGCGCUGCUUACCACCUUCGCUACGACGCCGUUGACAGUCUGGCUGUAUCCACCAUGGUACCAGCGCAAACUUGAGCUCUGGAAACAAGGCAAGAUAGACUGGGACGGUAACCCAAUUCCCCAUGACGACGAUGCGGACGAGGACCACGAAGCCGAGAUCCUCAGCCAAACGGACGUCGCAAGACGAGUCCUAGUGUAUCUCCGGCUCGAUGGUCUCCCCAGCCUGUUCACCAUGGUGUCCAUGUUCGCACACCAGCAUGACGAGCUAUGCAUACAACAUCGCAGACCCACAACGAACGAUAACCAGCCGCAGCAGACCAUCAUGAACGACGGGGAAGCCUUGGCCUCGGUCGCUACGAUGCGCCGACCGUCGCAGAUCCACGCUUUGCGCCUGAUGGAGUUGACAGAGAGAGACUCCAGCGUGAUGCGCGUUUCCGAGAUCGAAGAAUUUGCUGGUCGCGAUCCUGUCAUCAAAGCAUUCGGGACGUUUGGCCAGUCCCGGGCGCUCGCCGUGGCUGGACAAAUCGCCGUUGUGCCCGAGCAUUCGUUCGCUGGCACUCUGAUGUCGCGCGCCCGAGAGCUCAGGUCCGACCUCGUGUUGAUUCCUUGGUCGGAGACGGGUACCAUGUCCGAAUACCCAGGUCUCUUCGACACGAAGCCCGGCGACCCGCUGGCCAAUCGUGCUUUUGCAAGCCUGACGAGUGAACUGUUCGACAAGGCCCAAGAGACCUGUCACGUUGGUGUCGUGCUCGAUAAGACCGUGCUGUGCAGACCUGACCCGGCUCAUUUUGAGUCAACGUCGCCAACCGCCGAGCGGCCGACUCGCCAGCUGAGUCGCACGAUGACGGGGAUCAGCAUGAUUGAUCAGGCCAACUCAACAGUUCACUUCAACCAGGUGCAUGGCGACACAGGCCGGUAUAGACUGCUUGUUGUGUACGAAGGCAUGGGUCAGGAUGAUCUGUUCGCAGUUCGCUUCGGGCUGCAGCUCGCAAAGAACACGAUGGUUGAUUUGAAGGUACUUGUCGUGCCAACUGCUCACGGUAAUGGCGACGAGUUUGAGAUAUCCAGGAAAGGCGGAAACAAGACCAAACAGAAUGUGGGUGAUGAAUUUGAGAUGCUGCGCUCGAGCGUUCCCGAUGUCACCGCCGACAGAGUAAGCUUCGUCGAUCUUGCUGCCGGCAUUUCAAGCCUCGACGCCGUCACGACAGCCAUCGCCGAGCCCAGUGCCGCCGAGACGGUCGUUCUUCUAGGUCGAAAUGCAAACGCGCGGACGCCCAUGCUGGCUGCGGCAUCGAGUAGCCGUGAGGAGUCGCGCGCCUUGGGAUCACUGGCCACGAGCUUGGUCAACGUCAUCAGCGAAAGGACGUUGAGCGCUGGGCUGCUGGUCAUGCAGGCGAAGCGAGAUGUCGAGGAUUCCGCAGCUGUUGGGGUUGCGGGAGGAAAAGCAGUGCAGCAGCUGACGAGGAAGGCUAGUACGAUGAGCGAUGACUAGGCGUCAUGCAACGUCAUGUCUUGCUUGUGGUAUAUGUUGACCCAAAGCCGCAAACGCAGGAAAAUUAAGACUAUUCUCACGUGUCAAUGGUCCGAUGCGGAGCUUGAGCAUGCUAUUCAUCAUCAUUCUUACGUGGCUGGUCAUAAUUGAAGAGGAGCAACAAGCACUUGAUCUGCGUUGUGCUUGAUCCCAACGGAAAAUCCUAUGGCAUGCGGGAUGAUCGCGGUGUCCUCGACAACAACGUUGCCAAUAUUCCACGGUGUGGCUCCGGCGUGCGAAGCCAGGGCACGUAUUAGAUCUUCUGGACAUUACCUCUUACACUUUUACACAUCACUACCGAGCAUCAGCCACGGGUCUUACUGCUAAGCGUUCACGUAUAGCUCCUUGCAUCGGAAAAAUACUGUGCAUUCAGAAGCAUCCUCACAGGAGGGUCGUUCUAUCCAAUUGAGUGGAUAAAGAAGAAGCAAACAGAGAAAGGAAGCGUCGUUCUUGGGUAACCUUCAAUUGCCAUUGCGGUAGAUAUUAUCCAGCAUCUGUUUCGAUGGAAACCUCCUAUGCCUCGCUAACGCGAAUCCGGCUCCAAGCAGAACAAGCAAUCCGUCCAACGGAUGAACAAUCAAUGUCUGAAAAGACAGUACUAUUAUGACACGCAAUGUCACAAGUAUAUAUAAUAAAUAGGCUGCACAAUUAGCAAAUCGCCUAGACCGAUC
Molecule: messenger RNA, 3801 nt
Organism: Exophiala xenobiotica
Lineage: Eukaryota; Fungi; Ascomycota; Eurotiomycetes; Chaetothyriales; Herpotrichiellaceae
Exons: 2
Coding region: 299-3091 (930 amino acids)
Biological process (GO): proton transmembrane transport
Cellular component (GO): membrane
Molecular function (GO): antiporter activity
Source: RefSeq, a predicted model, not a curated record